AUGAUCGGUGUUGUAGGGCGGUUGGUGGGGAUUAAGGGAUCUGGUAUAGGGAGUAUCAGUAAUAUUGACUCAAUUGCUUCUGCUGGAACUACUGGUGUUAUAUAUGCUAUUGCGAGUUCUGAUACAGUUGUUGCUACUAAUGGUGCAGCUGAUGGGAUGACGACUCAACACCUGAAUGCAGAUUUGAAAGCUCAGCGUUCAAAGAAGACAGACGAUAAGUCUAUGCCCAGCUUCGCCCAGAUUUUUACAAGACGUCGUGCCCAAAGGCAUUGUCCACUGUGGAUGAAAGCCAAAGAACCACGAAUGGGCGCAUCGUUGCUUCGUCUUCACUUUCACGACUGUUUUGUUAACGGCUGUGAUGGGUCUAUACUCUUGGACGACACAGCAACAUUCACGGGAGAAAAGAGUGCAGGACCAAACUUAAAUUCAGCCAGAGGUUUCGACCUCAUUGAUAGAAUUAAGACUCGGAUUGAGAAUGUGUGCAAAAACGUCGUUUCCUGCGCUGAUAUUUUGGCCAUUGCCGCUCGUGAUUCUGUUGUCCGAUUGGGAGGCCUAUCAUGGGCUGUGAGGCUUGGAAGGCGAGAUUCAAGAACUGCAAGUCUAAGCGGUGCAAACAACAACCUUCCAGGCCCUGGUUCAAGCCUCGGCUCUCUAAUCUCAGCAUUUAGUGCUCAAGGGCUGACUACUCAGGACAUGGUUGCACUUUCAGGUGCUCAUACGAUUGGUCAAGCACGCUGCCUUUUCUUUAGAAGUCGCAUCUACAACGAAACCAAUAUAGACAAGGCAUUCGCUGCUUCUAUGCAGGCCAAUUGUCCCUUCACCAGUGGUAGUGGUGACAACAACCUCUCACCCUUAGACAAGAUAACUCCCAAUGGUUUUGACAAUGUGUACUACCAAAGUCUGACAACUAAGAAGGGACUUUUUCAUUCAGAUCAGGAACUGUUUAAUGGAGGCCUUACCGAUACUCAAGUUAGAACAUAUAGUAUCAAUCAAACAGCUUUAGGGGAUUCGAGGCCCCAUCAUGAUCGGGCAAAGUUUUCUACUGUUACCGGAGGGGCCUACCCGUACACCCCCAAAAUGUCUGGGUUGUCCAGCCCUUAA
This is a messenger RNA of Cryptomeria japonica (Japanese cedar), 1101 nucleotides long. Its product is annotated as peroxidase P7-like. Gene Ontology annotation, molecular function: heme binding; peroxidase activity. NCBI's taxonomy places the organism in Eukaryota, Viridiplantae, Streptophyta, Pinopsida, Cupressales, Cupressaceae. The transcript is spliced from 6 exons. Gene Ontology annotation, biological process: hydrogen peroxide catabolic process; response to oxidative stress. Bases 1 to 1101 code for a protein of 366 amino acids. The record is from RefSeq and is a predicted model, not a curated record.